AUGUUUAUGGUCAGUUAAUUUUAUUUUCCUUGACUUGAUUCAUCGGAUUCGCGAUUCGUCGGAAAUAGUUUAGAAUUUUUCUGAUUUCUGUAAUAUACAAAUUCCAUAAUAAGUGCCGAUUAAUUAUUAAGUUGUAAACGAGGAAUGUAGUGCCUUAUUAAACAAAAAUCAGUGUGCAGUGUUUCAUGUUGUUCUACGGUUUUCUUGCUAGGAUGAUCUCAUUGACGCGCUGACAGUACGUUCUUUUUAGUGAGAUCUCGGCUCAAUCGUUUUAUUAUUUUAUGUAGACUAAGUCCAAUGACCUUGUAGUUCACAAUAAAAUAUCUGAAAAUACUUAAUCAAAAUGAAGAAACAGUUUUACAGAGUAAAACAACUAGCGGAUCAGACGUUUUCAAGAUCUGGAAAGAAUGAAGCUUUAACUGACGAGCUGCAAACAGCUGACAGGAAGGUGGAAAACCUCAGGCAUGCAUUACAACUCAUCAGCAAACGGCUGGCAACGGCCGCCGGGAGCACCCAAGGCCAAGAUCCAGCAGCAAGAGAAAAACGACUUAAAAAGCUGCCAGAGUACCUUCUUGGCCUGUCCAUGUUAGAAGCCAGUAAUUUUGAUGAUGAUGACAGCAUAUUAAAGUUUAUAUUACAUGAAUGUGGGAAAACAGAGAAAUUCCUUGCUAAUGAGAUAGCUGAGCAUGAGUUGAAGGUGGAACAGUUGGUGUGUGCACCGCUCACCACAAUCAGCGACCAGGACCUCCCGGCCAUCAUGAAAGCCAAGAAACAGCUCAGUAGGCUCAUCAAUGAGAAAGAGUCAGCUGCAAGCAAAUACCAACAUUUAGAACGUCAAAGGGAUGAAAACCCCACAAAAUUAAAUGCAGCAAGAGAAGAGUUGGAGGAGGCUGGCAUCCGCGUUGAGUCAGCCAGAGAUGCUUUAGCUGCAGAUAUGUUUGCACUGGUUGCGAAGGAGGCUCAACUUGCACAUACCUUACUGCAGUAUGUGAAGCUACAGAGGGCCUAUCAUGAGUCAGCUCUGCAUUCCCUACAAGACACUGUGCCAGAGUUAGAAAGGUUCAUAAAUGACAGUUCAGUGAAACCAGUGUUCGGAUAUCCAUUGGAGGAGCACCUUCGCGUGACCGGACGCACUAUCGCCUUCCCGAUCGAGCUGUGUGUAUGUGUGCUACACGAACGGGCUCUCAACGAGGAGGGGCUGUUCAGGAUCGCAGGAGGGACGUCGAAGGUGCGCCGGCUGAAGCUGUCUCUGGACGCGGGCGUGUUCAGCGUGCCGCUGCCGCGCGACUACCGCGACGUGCACGUGGUUGCCUCCGCACUCAAGGGCUACCUGCGCGAGCUCCCCGAACCCCUGCUCACCUUCCGCCUCUACGACCACUUCAUCGCCGCCUCCCGCCACGCCUCCGAACAGGCCCGCCUCAACGCCCUCUGGGAAGCCAUCCACCUCCUCCCCGACGCAAACUUCCAGAACCUGCGCUAUCUCAUCAAGUUUUUGUCCACUUUGACCCAGAAUCAAAGCACCAACAAAAUGACACCCUCCAACCUCGCUAUCGUGAUCGCCCCCAACCUGCUGUGGGCCGCGGACGAGAGCACCUUCGACAUGAACGUCACGACGGUCGUCAACUGCAUCGUCGAGCUGCUCAUCAAGCACGCCGACUGGUUCUUCAAGGACGACGUCAACUUCUUCGUGACCUUCAGCAGAGAGGACCUGCUGCCGGAGCACGAGUGGGUGCUCGGCGACCCGCCCGCCUCGCUCGCGCAGGAGCACGCCAACGGCGACUACAGCAGCAUGAGCAAAUCUAUGUUCGACUACACUCACAUCAACUCUAAAAAUAAUUCAGACUCCGCCGGUCGGCACUCGCGGAGCAAUAGUCACGAUACUAGUUUAAUAUUGUUAGAGAAUAAUAUCAAAAACGCUCAAUCGAAUAGCUCGCUAUCUGACCAAUCUAGUCCACCGCACGGAAGCCCGAAACCUAUUUUGCGGCGGAAGAACAAACCUCACGCGCCCGUUCCGCCGAACUUUACACCGGAUAAAAAUAAAAAGAUAGAAACUCCAAUGCCUGAGCCUAUUAAAGAAAAAGAGAUUAGUUUACCAAAAGAACCAGAGAAACCGGCGAAACCGCAGCGUCCUAUAAUAUCGGAAACAGGGAAAGUCAUAUCGGGCGUUCAAACCAUCAACAGGUCAACGUACAGACAGAGCAAGGCGAUGAAAGAGGAAGCGCGGAGCAACAGCCGGGAGAAUCUUCUGGAUCUUCGGCGACAGAGUCUGGAACUAGAAAAGGAGAAGGCAGACGGCUCGAAAGACAAAGAAGGGGGGACGCUGGUAGUGAAAAAUGUGACAGCGCAGACGGGGGUGGCGGGGCGGAUGAGGGUGGGGGACGGCAGCGGGCCGAUGUCGCUGGGGUGCGAGAAGCCGGCGCCGCGCUCGCAGCCGCUGGUGAAGCCGAGCGGGCAGCCGCCGCCGCGGCCGGUGGCGGCGCCGCGCACGGUGCUGCCGGCGCCGGACGAGGAGGUGGCGCUGCGACACAAGCCGGCGGUGCCGGAGAGGCCGGCCACGCUGCGGCCGCAGAGCUUCCGCUCGCGCGGCUCCGUCACCGAGGCCGACCUCGCGCCCACCACGCUCGAGCGCACGCACAUCUACACGGUCGACAAGCAACACCCGACUGUCAUACAGGUGGGGCAGCAGGCAGAAGAAGAGAGCCCACUGGCGCCGCGUACGCACAGCUCGAGCGGCAGCCUGGAGCUGAGCCGGCAGCUGUCGCAGUCGGAAGGCAGCAUCAGCGCCACGCGGCCGCCGCGUCCGCUCGUGCCCGCGCCGCCGCCGCCCGUCGCCGGCCUCGCGCUCCAAGAGAGCACCGACCUUUAAUGUCACGUCGCAUGGACCAUUCGUACGUGUCGCGAGGUCAUUCUGACCACGAAAUACCCAAAGCACUCUAGUUUUAAGACUUACCACUUUUCGAACACACAAGAUAUCCGACGUGUAUGAUGAACUCCUCACAUGUUUCCCACACCGAUCUGGGUAUUUCGUCCGUUCGCGAGUGUCUUAGUUGUAAUCGAAAGAGACUGACAUGUUGUAUUUUAUACGAUCGCGCCUGUUACUAUUGAUUGGCCGUCUAGAUAUCUAGAUUCGUUACGCGAGAGCAUGUUUAUUUGCAUGAAAUUAUUUUUGUAACUCGUUAAGGUUUUCGUGAAAGGGCUCGCUGACAUAAGUUAUUUUUAAGUCGGCCAUCUUCGGUCUUGAAAUUCCAAAAAGACAUAUCGGCUACUUUGUCAAUUUAACUUUUUAUUCAUACAAUAAGAUUUUGACGUAUAAGAUUGUACAAUAUAGAGAAUUGCAAUGAUUCCUUGUGAUAUUAGGAACUUAUUCACGGAGCCCCGCCCUGGGCGGGCGCACAAACGUAACAGUUGUUUGAUGAUUAGCCAUAUUUUUAAUAUUAUAUUUGUAACUUGACCGUGCAUUAAUUAAUUUUAUUAGCAGCGCUGUUUCAGUGAAUAUAUUUAGGCUUAAGUAUGUUAUGUAGUAUUUAUGACGUUUUAUGUGAUACGCAUUUUAUUAUUAUACUGCAAGUAUACAAGCUUCUGUUGUAAGUAAUAUUAUUACGAUUAUUCCGAAA
This is a messenger RNA of Plodia interpunctella (Indianmeal moth), 3614 nucleotides long. Its product is annotated as rho GTPase-activating protein 44-like. The record is from RefSeq and is a predicted model, not a curated record. Gene Ontology annotation, molecular function: protein binding; GTPase activator activity. Gene Ontology annotation, biological process: regulation of Rac protein signal transduction; signal transduction; regulation of actin cytoskeleton organization. The transcript has 7 exons. NCBI's taxonomy places the organism in Eukaryota, Metazoa, Arthropoda, Insecta, Lepidoptera, Pyralidae. Gene Ontology annotation, cellular component: intracellular anatomical structure; cytoplasm. The coding region runs from base 344 to 2866 and encodes 840 amino acids.